Messenger RNA from Mytilus californianus (California mussel), 2133 nucleotides. RefSeq names its product ester hydrolase C11orf54 homolog. Gene Ontology annotation, cellular component: nucleus. Gene Ontology annotation, molecular function: hydrolase activity, acting on ester bonds; zinc ion binding. The record is from RefSeq and is a predicted model, not a curated record. Lineage: Eukaryota; Metazoa; Mollusca; Bivalvia; Mytilida; Mytilidae. Bases 153 to 1097 code for a protein of 314 amino acids. The transcript is spliced from 9 exons.
UCCGUGAUGGCAUGGAAUGAAUGACUUCCAUCUUUUCGUAAUGCCUAGUAUCAGGGACGAUAACUCUAAUCAUCACUACUAGAUAACAGAAACAGGCAACAAACAGCCCACAAAGCACAUAGUUUCUUGCAAAAUACACGAGCAGAUAAAAGAUGUCAUCACAAAGUAUACCCGUACAAAAGGCAGAUAUGCAUGUUCCAUCAAUGGAAGAAGUUGCAAAAGUAUUAAAUGGUGGUUUAGAGAAGAAUUUUUCAACAGUCAGUGUGAAUGUUGUAGAUUGUCCUGAUCUGACCCAGAAACCAUAUGGUCUAUCAGCACCAGGUUUGAAUGGAAACCCAAGACUUGCUGACAUUGGUGGACCUCCCUACCUGACACCAUUGCCACAGCUUAACAAGGUCUAUACAUUUACCCAGAUUGCUGAGUUGGUAGAAUUACCAGGAGCAUUUAUGAUUGGAGCAGGAGCAGGGCCACAUAAACAUAUUGGGUGUUGUUGUGAGCUGAUUAAUGAUGUGAAGUUGGACAAGUCUGGAAAUGUUGCUGUUAUGAAUUCACACAUUGCAAAAGUCAGCACAAAAGAUGGAGGAUGUAUCCAGGAGAAACUGACUAAAAAUGAAUUUUCUUUGAUGGGAAAUUUUUUAUGUUGUGAUGGUAACCCAGGAAAGGUGAUAGAAGUAAAAGCUAGUAAGAGAACUGGAGAAGAAAAUUUUAUGUCAUGUAUCAGGAAAGUCCUAGGCAGUCAUUAUGGCACCAAACCUGUGGCACUAGGGGGUGUCUUUCUGGUGGAGAAGGGGAAAGCUAACCUCCACAUUAUGCCUGAUUUUUCUAAAACACCACUGACUACUCAAGAGCAAGUAGGUAAAUGGCUGAAAUUUUAUGAAAUGGACAGUCCAUUAGUUUGUCUUGGAGAACUUGUGUCACAUGAUCCAGGUAUGGAUUUACGAGUUGAACAUUUCCAUUGUUAUAGUGAACAUGGUCAGGGUGGCCAUUACCAUAACGACACAACACCAAAUGAAGUGGAAUACCGUGGAUAUUUUAUGCUAGCAGAUUAUGUGUACAGGGUAGAUCAACCUCCUCAGUCAACAGAGUUAGCACGUUAAUGCCAAUAAAGUUAUAUUAUGUGUUAUUUUAUAGUGAAACCUUGUUAUAGUACAUGUACACUUAAACUUUGUUAAACCAUUACUGUCAAGAAGUUUUGUGAAAGGUAGAAGAUCCAUAAGUUUUAUCAGAUCUCAAUAGCAUUAAGCAUUUCAUUGUAAUCCUGCAUUUUGAAGGGGUGGUAUAUAGUGAUGGAAAGACUGUAUACAUAUCUGUCAGUUCGUUGGUUCGUCAAAAUUUUGUAACUGUAUGGUAGUCAAGGUCGUUAAACACUCCCUAGAAGUAGUAGUAUCUGCAAAAGCUCCAGAAUUGCAUCACAGAAUUUUAUGAAUCUUUCACUGAACCUUUAAUACUCACAUGAUUUACUUUCAUUUUUCCAUUCCAAUAUUCUUGGGAGGUUUUUUAAACCCUUGUUAGAAUUUGUUGAAGCUUUUCUCAGAAUCAGACCCAUAUAAUGCCAUUGUGCACCUCUCAUUUUGUGUUUUGAACCUUUUUCUUAUAGGACUUAUUUUUAGCAAAUCAUGACUUUGCCAUUGGUUAAUGUUGGGGCGUUGGGCAUAAUUUUGUGACCUUUGGUAGCAGUCCUUUUUAUUCUUAUUAGGAUUUAUGGAUUAGGCCACAUUCUUCAAGAAUUCUGGCACUGGAAUGAAAUAUUUAUCAUAAUUUGCAUAGGUGCAAUACAUGUUUUUGUUUUAUUGAUUUGAUAGUCCCUUUACAGUUCAGAGAUUUGUACAUGAAUAUGUGAAAUAUAUGAAAUGUUUUGAUAUUAUAUUAGGGAGAUAGAGCAGGCAUAAAUUUUCAUGUCAGUAGCAAAUUUUAUUUCAUUAGACUUUUUAAAAUGUCUAAAAGCAAUGUGAUGAUAAAAUAAGGAGCUUUAUAACAAGGCUUUACUGUAUUUUGCAAUAGUUUGUGGUAUAAUUUAAGUGAUAAUCAGGAUAUAGAAUUGACAAGUUUUAUUUUUUUUAAGACUUCAUGUUUAUAAUUAUACAAUUGUUAGUUAUUGUAAUUGUUUAUGAUUUUGAUAAAGAUUUUAUGAUA